UAUAAAAAUAAAUGUCAUGUGGCAACACUGCUUUAGAAUUCGUUCAGAAAUAAUGGAUGAGGCUUCUUUUGUUUACCUAAUGUAUUGUCACGUUCCUUAUUAACACAUGAUCUAUUUAUAUCUCUAAUAUUCCAUAAUUAAUAAACGCGUGAUAAAGUUAACAAUAUUAAACAGUAAAACUCAAUAGUCAUCACGUAUUUUGUUUGGACAAUGUUUACGUCGCGUUCAUAAUCCGCGUAUCGAGCAAGUGCUGUCAGCUGUGCUGCGACCGACAGGGCGAACUGUCAGAUGGUGAAUAGCAAAGGAGCGGUAGUGAGAUUAUUUUUAAUAAAUAUGUCUUUUUAUUUGCAAUUUCACACUCAUAGAUAAUCUUCGCGCAUAGCUUUAAGCUUUAGCGUGUUUAGUUAGGUAGUGAUAGUAAAAGCGGCCGCAACAUGAGUUCGAGGGACCGGGACACUAAAUCGCUGCAGGACAAGUUGAAAGUGUUCUUCAAGAAGGGCGCUUCGGCGCCGCUGCCGGCGGUGAACGAGCUGGUGGUGACUGCGGAGCUCGAGCGGGAGCUGCGGUCGGAUGGGGCGCCCGCGCGGCGGCUCCGCGCGCUGCGGGACCUCGGCGACCGGGUCCGCGUCACCAGGAUACAACAGGGCGGCGCGGAGAGACUAUGGGUGCUCAUGCGAGACCUUCUCGACGAUGGCUGCGCGGAGUCGAGGCACACGGCGCUCUGGUUCCUGCGCUGUAUAGCCGAAGGACAAGAGUGUGCUGUGAUGCGGACGCUGGUGUUUCGGUACCUGCGGGAAACUCACGCGCAGCAUGCCGCCGAGGACGCCCCACACCGCCUGUCGUUACUGUCAACACUCACCAACGCCGGCAAGAACAUCGAGUGCUUCGAGGAACAGAUCGGCGAAUAUCUUCUAGAAUACAUGCGCAGCGUCGGCGAAACCGGCCCCGCGGUCCCUGAAAUAUUGGCCUUAGUCAUCAACGUCGUCAAAUACAACGCCACCUACUUGGACGAACAUGUCGUGCACGGCAUCGUGGACGCCUCCUGCCACCUCUGCGCCUACUCGGCCGAAGCCGGUGCCGUAGUGUCCGCCCUGGCGUUACUGGAGGCCGUCGUGGCGUACUCGCUGCUGCCCCGCGCCGCGCUGCCGGCCUUCGUGGGAGCCCUGUGUCGCACCGUGAACCUGGAGCGACACUGUCAAACUAGUUGGAAGCUAAUGCGCUCAGUCCUCGGCGCCGACCUCGGCCACGCCGCGCUCCAAGAACUAGCGGCCCUCCCCGCCGCCGCCGCCGCCGCCGCCAGCAACGCCGACGCGAACAACGCCGCCGCCGCCAGCAACGCCGACGCGAACAACGCCGCCGCCGACGCCGGCGCCGUGCGCGGCGCCGUGUUCUACAUCAACAUGGCGCUCUGGGGUCCCCGCCGCGUGCCCAGCCUGCGCGUGUCGCUGCUGUGUGUGUUACCGGCUCUACUACAGGCGGUGAGCACGAACCAGCCCGUAGUAACCUACGAAGUGAUCCAAGCCAUCCAGAGCCUCGUGACGCGCGCCCCGCCGGACUCGCUCUGCGCCGCCUGGGACGUGCUGCUGGCCGUGCUGGCACACGCGCACAGACACGACAAAAGCCUGGAUCCGCCCAACGAGCUAAUCCACACACGUCUCCACGCCCUUUUAACCAGUAUAGAACAACUGCACGAGGCCGGCCAGUACACUGGAGACACCGGCCAGCUGCUGGACCUCAUCGACUCUAGCGCGCAGGACCGACCGGAAGCAUCAGUGGUCCGCCUCAUCACGCUGCGCUGCGCGACGCUGUCGCCCGGCCGCGCGGACUGGCUGGCCGCGGCCCUGGCGCUCGGCGACAAGUUCGUGCGUCGCGACACGAGGCUCGGCGUCCGCAUGCACGCGCUGCAACAACUGCUCGCCGUCGUCAAACGACACAGGUUCCUGUACGAGGAGGAGGUGGUGGUGGGCGUGGUGGUGCCGCUGCUGGGCUGGUGCGGCGACCCCCCGCUGCGCGCCGCCGCCGCGCGCGCCGCCGCCGAGCUGGCCGUGCUGGCGGCCGGCGACGCCGCCACCGACCUCAUCGACCUGCUGGAGAAGAUAAUGAACCGGCCGUUUGAGAGUGAGGAGCCCAACGAGUCGGACCCCGAGCCGGAUUUGACAGAUGUCAGUCUCGCAGUCUCAGGUCUGCUGGAGGUGUUCCACGCGAAGCUGCUGCUGGCGCCGGCGGCGCACGCGGCGCGCGCCUGCCUCGUGCUGCUCGACCACCUCGACCACGCGCUCAACCAUCCCCGGCACCCCGCCCAGCACGCCACGUGCAGGAAGAAGAUUCUUGACAUGAUUUUCGGCCUCCGAGCGAACGCGUUCAACAGCGUCGGGUUCUGCUACGACAGCGCCGGGAACCCCGUGUACGGGACGGCCGCGCUACGUAUCAAGCCGAUGUGUUCGCCGAGCUUGCUCGCCGAGCCGCUCGCCGCAAGAGGGCACCAUCCGCCGCCCACCAACCAUCCAGUGCCGGGAACGUGCAUCCUCCCAGUGGGUCGCUGCGCGCGCAUUCUGACCCUGGCCCUGAGCCGCGAGAAGGAGUGGUCGGUGCUACUACAUGUGCUCCGGGCCCUGCCGGCCUUGCUACAGUCCAGGGCGCUCUGCGUCGGUCGCAGGGCUCAAGACUUGGACCUGCUGGCUUCGACUCUCUGCGCCAUGUUGUCGGACAGAAGCCUGGCGUUCCCCGAGUGCCUGCGAGGUCAAAAGGUCCUGGUCUCGGAACUGCACGCCGCCGUGCUGCCUUCUUUAGGGGCCCUAGCGCCGUACCACGCCUUCCUCGAGCCAUUAACACAACAGAGGGUAGUGCGAUGUCUGCUGCGCUACGGCAUGGUUUUGCGGACGCCGGCGCCAUACCUCGCGGCUCUGACGCAGUUCACCCUAGAAGCCCGUGACACCAUGGUGAAGCUACUCCCCGAGGUUCUACUGGACCUGUCCAAGGUGUCCGACACCAAGCUCAUCGCAGGACCCAUGCUAGAGUUUCUAUCCACACUAACCCGACUACCGCGAGUAUUCGCCUCAUUCGUUGAAGACCAGUACAUGUCGGUAUUCGCCAUCCUGCUCCCGUACACGAACCCGUCCCGCUACAACCACUACGUCGUCUCGCUCGCACACCACGUGGUCGCCGCCUGGUUCCUCAAGUGCCGGCUCUCUUAUAGGCGGAACUUCGUCCGGUUUAUUAUACACGGUCUACACAACUACAUCAUAAUGCCGUUCGAAGAGCAGCUACACAACUACAAGGUGCACGCGCCGGCCAACGAGGACUCCAGCAAUCGCAAGCGCAGCUCCAGUUUGGGGUCGCGCGGCGUGUCGGCGGCGCCGCUCGGGGCCGGCGCGGGCGCCACGCGCGCCUCCGCCGCCUCCGCCUCCGCCGCCUUCCACGUGGAGCUCACCGAGACCUGCGUCGACCUGCUGGCGCGCUACACCGCCUCCGCCUGCAGCGUCAAGCCGCAGAGGAGCGACGCAGCAGAAUGGAUGUUCUCCGGCGGGCAGUCCAUGACGUGGCUGGUGGGGCACAAACUAGUGACAAUUACCACUGCGGGCUGCAACAUGAACAGCAUCAAACAGGGCAUGUGCGACAGAUGCGCGACGCUGUGCCGGCAGCACGCGGAGAGCGCGGCCAGCCCGCUGCCGCCGCUCGCGCUGCACGACGAACACGCCAAGCUGGUACCGCCGAGCGACGGGAGCCACGGGCAGAAUCACAACAACCUACAAGUCACCAACCCGCCCGAGAUCAAACGCUACAGCAAGCACUCGCUGCAACACUCGCGCUCGACCGACAACUCGGCCAGCUCCUCGCUCUCCGACCGGCCCGACACCGUGCCCUCCAGGUCAGUGGCGAGUCGUACACACGUCAACAACGUUGUCGCUUGCUUGCUUGUGACGUGUGGUGUGGUGUGGCAGCUACAGCAAGCACUCGCUGCAACACUCGCGCUCGACCGACAACUCGGCCAGCUCCUCGCUCUCCGACCGGCCCGACACCGUGCCCUCCAGGUCAGUGGCGAGUCCUACAGCAAGCACUCGCUGCAACACUCGCGCUCGACCGACAACUCGGCCAGCUCCUCACUCUCCGACCGGCCCGACACCGUGCCCUCCAGCUACAGCAAGCACUCGCUGCAACACUCGCGCUCGACCGACAACUCGGCCAGCUCCUCGCUCUCCGACCGGCCCGACACCGUGCCCUCCAGCAGCUACAGCAAGCACUCGCUGCAACACUCGCGCUCGACUGACAACUCGGCCAGCUCCUCGCUCUCCGACCGGCCCGACACCGUGCCCUCCAGCUACAGCAAGCACUCGCUGCAACACUCGCGCUCGACCGACAACUCGGCCAGCUCCUCGCUCUCCGACCGGCCCGACACCGUGCCCUCCAGCUACAGCAAGCACUCGCUGCAACACUCGCGCUCGACCGACAACUCGGCCAGCCCCUCGCUCUCCGACCGGCCCGACACCGUGCCCUCCAGACAAAACUCGGCGGAAUACAACCCCAUAGUAGAGGCGCUCAACAAUUUCACGCAGCGCUUCGAAAAGAUCUCAAAAGAAGUGGACACGGAGGAGGCGGCGUGGUCGCGCGCCGGCGAGCUGGCGGCGGGCGCGUGCCCGUGCUGGUGCGCGGACUGGGCCGAGGUGCACGUGCGCUCGCCCUCCGGAGACGUGUCCUGGCUCAUGAGGGUGCAGAACCAGAUGGGCUGGGAGAACCAGGAGUCGUCACUGCAGGAUAUCCUCGCGCUGCUGGCGCCCGCGCCGGCGCCGCCGUCGUCCGCCUCCAGCGGCAUCGGCGACACGAGCACCAACAAUGCGUCAGAGAGCGAGAGCAGAUCGCGCAGCGGCUCGUCGGCCUCGCAGGCGGCGCACGCGCAGGACUUACACAAGUCUAGUUCCGACUCGGUGGUGGCGGGCGAGAGGAAGGCGCCGCACGCCGCCACGCACUGCAUCGGCCCUCCUCACCAACCGCAACGUAUGAGCACGCAGCCGAUCAACAUCCCCGGGUCGCCGGUGCGCGGCGCCGCGCACGACGACGACAUGCUGCUCUACGUGCCCGAGGGCAAGAGCAGACACCCAGUCCGGCGCUCCAACUCCUCGCCGGAGAUGUCGUCGUGGAAGCUCCCCAGGGACUCGCCCACGGCCCUGGAGCCCCCCGCCGCCGACCCCUCGCUGCUCAUACUACUGCCGGGCACCGAGCCCACACAGUCCCAGUCCCUCCACGCGUCCAAGAAAGCGAACAAGAAGAGCGACAUGCGAGUUUCAUGCGAGGCCAUACCUGAAGAGAUGUCCGGAUCAUCCCCCCUCGCCGCGCCCGUACCACCCCCGCACCCCCACCUCAUGACCUACAACUCCGACCCAGUUUCAUGCGAGGCCAUACCUGAAGAGAUGUCCGGAUCAUCCCCCCUCGCCGCGCCCGUACCACCCCCGCACCCCCACCUCAUGACCUACAACUCCGACCCAGUUUCAUGCGAGGCCAUACCUGAAGAGAUGUCCGGAUCAUCCCCCCUCGCCGCGCCCGUACCACCCCCGCACCCCCACCUCAUGACCUACAACUCCGACCCAGUUUCAUGCGAGGCCAUACCUGAAGAGAUGUCCGGAUCAUCCCCCCUCGCCGCGCCCGUACCACCCCCGCACCCCCACCUCAUGACCUACAACUCCGACCCAGUUUCAUGCGAGGCCAUACCUGAAGAGAUGUCCGGAUCAUCCCCCCUCGCCGCGCCCGUACCACCCCCGUACCCCCACCUCAUGACCUACAACUCCGACCCAGUUUCAUGCGAGGCCAUACCUGAAGAGAUGUCCGGAUCAUCCCCCCUCGCCGCGCCCGUACCACCCCCGCACCCCCACCUCAUGACCUACAACUCCGACCCAGUUUCAUGCGAGGCCAUACCUGAAGAGAUGUCCGGAUCAUCCCCCCUCGCCGCGCCCGUACCACCCCCGCACCCCCACCUCAUGACCUACAACUCCGACCCAGUUUCAUGCGAGGCCAUACCUGAAGAGAUGUCCGGAUCAUCCCCCCUCGCCGCGCCCGUACCACCCCCGUACCCCCACCUCAUGACCUACAACUCCGACCCAGGUUCGGGCUCGGCGCCCGAAGAUGGGCCCACGCCGCAGCCCAUACAAAAGGUGGCGAGCGACAGCAUCGUGCAGGGCGUGGCGGCCGCGCACGCGCACAAGCCGCCCGCCGCGCCGCGCGUCCCCGCCUCCCCCUCCAUCCCCUCCACCCCCUCCAUCCCCGCCACCCCCGCCGCCGCCGCCGCGGGCUCCAUGAAGGAGCGAGACGACCUGCCGCCGCUCUCCCGCUCCAAGCGCUCCAACACCAUCUCCGUCAUGAGCCCCACGAGACGACACAGAGACCAGUCAUCAACAAUAUCGACGUCGUCGAGCGGGCGGUCCACCGCGUCGAGCAACGUGAGCUCGAGCGGCGCCGGCGCCGGCGGCGGGGUCACCCCCUCCUUCGUGCUGCUGCAGCUCUACCACAAGAUGAGCACCUACCCCAUCACCCCGCCCGUGCCAGGCGAGGUGCCCAGCGCGCAGAAUCCUCUCGCAGAACGGCCGCUACUAGUGUCCGGCGUUCAACACGAACGCACCAUCAAGAACCUAGACCGAGUACCGCCCAUCGAAACUUACAAGGUGGGCGUGUUGUACGUGGGGCCGGGACAGCAGGACAACGAAGUAGAAGUGUUGAAGAAUGAAUACGGCAGCGUCAGAUAUGCAGAAUUCCUCGGGCAGCUCGGCACACUAGUAUCUCUAGCAGGCAGCGGCGCUGGUCUCUUAGAAGGAGCCCAGCAACAGCCUCUGUUCCUUAAUCUGGAGCAGGGAGGCAAAGACGGCAAAUACACGUAUGUGUGGCACGACGACGUCAUGCAGGUGCUGUUCCACGUGGCGACGGCCAUGCCGGUGUCCGCCGCCGACCCCACCUGCAACGAGAAGCGCAAGUACAUCGGCAACGACUACGUCUCUAUAGUUUACAACGACUCUGGGGGCGACUUUCCUAUACAAACAAUUAAGGGCCAGUUCAACCUGUGUAUCGUGGUGGUGGAGCCCUGCGAGCACGGGCUCCACCGCGUCCACAUCAAGACCAAGGACGAGCGGAUCCGCACCAAGUUCCUGCCGCACCUGGAGAACUGCGCGCACGUGGUGUCCGACCACUGCGCCGCCACGCUCGCCCGCCAGCUGGCGCUGCACUGUGCUCUGGCGUCGCACAUCUCGCAGUCGCUGUCGAUGGGCGGCGGCUCGGCGCCGUACGCGAGCAACUCGCUGGAGCGGCUGCGCCACAUCAAGCGGCUGCGGCGCCGCGUGGAGGACGAGCGCCUCGCGCACGCGCGCCGCGCGCCCAAGCCCUACGCCCCGCAGGGAGACACGGCGCGCCGGGUCGCCAUGGAUGACUUCAACGACUACACUUAA
This is a messenger RNA of Cydia splendana, 7424 nucleotides long. RefSeq names its product tuberin (gene gig). The record is from RefSeq and is a predicted model, not a curated record. Gene Ontology annotation, biological process: negative regulation of insulin receptor signaling pathway; positive regulation of GTPase activity; negative regulation of Wnt signaling pathway. The transcript is spliced from 55 exons. Gene Ontology annotation, molecular function: GTPase activator activity. Gene Ontology annotation, cellular component: cytoplasm; TSC1-TSC2 complex; nucleus. Lineage: Eukaryota; Metazoa; Arthropoda; Insecta; Lepidoptera; Tortricidae. Bases 435 to 7424 code for a protein of 2329 amino acids.